Mugil cephalus (flathead mullet) is the source of this 4196-nucleotide messenger RNA. RefSeq names its product protein Ycf2. Gene Ontology annotation, molecular function: neuropeptide hormone activity. NCBI's taxonomy places the organism in Eukaryota, Metazoa, Chordata, Actinopteri, Mugiliformes, Mugilidae. The coding region runs from base 591 to 2636 and encodes 681 amino acids. The record is from RefSeq and is a predicted model, not a curated record. The transcript is spliced from 2 exons.
AGAAAGAAAAAAAGCCUGUUUUCAGUUAUUAUUUCUUAUUUCAGGUAUGAUUGAGAGGCCAGUUGCCUAAAUAACUAGAUUUGUUUUCGUUUCCCAUUUUACUGAUUCGGUUCAUAAAAUUAGAAAUAAUUGAAAUUUGGGCUGCGCUGCCAAAAUUUGCUCUUGUCUGCAUUCCACCACUGCCACCGAGCAGAAAACAUGCUCACACCACACAAGGACACAACGCCGCGUUUUCCUACUGACUGCUCCCAUGUGCAGAAAAAAAUAACGUCUAUCCCCCAAAAACGUAAAAUCCAGUCCGUUCACAAUUUGGAUGGACCGCUCAGGAACCGUAGGGUUAAAUAACUCAACCGUGGCCAGCAGCUUUACGCAUGACUUCCCCGUGCGUGCCGUCUUUGUAUCCGUGUCCUGGGGACAUCGCUUUGACGCAUGGAAUACCAAAUUCGCCGCUAAAGCAGACACAGAGUUGGGAUCGUUGUUUAUUUUUAUUUUAUUUUUAAAGAAAUAUUUUCUUAAAAUGGAAGGUGCGCGCGCUCCGGUUGGGUUGCCUUGGUGGAAGAGGUGCUUAACCUCCCUCCUGCCGGUUCUGCAUGGUCAUGACCUGUCAUCACGCCCUUUCCACAGUCCACCUCAUCCUAUUGGUCCUGCUCAUUGUCACUCCGCAACUAGCUGGCACCGCCCCAGUGCGGGGUGAGGGAGGGGAGGGAGGGGUGGAGGGGCGCACCCGGACAGACCACAAAGAAGACAGCCUUGGCCCCUUUCUCUCGCCCCCGCCCCAGAGAUCCUCAAGCCCUGAAAACACGUCGCUAGACCGGGGUCGGGGCCCGGGUCAAGAUAAGCAAUUAGAUAAAGUGACGGACCCUGUGCAGGUGCUCGCCGUUCUUUUGGAGGCCCUGGACCACCCGGGGGACAAUGAAAUCCAGGCGAGCAGGAGCAGAGACUGGGGAGGGGAUCAGAGUCAGGAGCUGCCCUCCACUGAAGGCGUGGAGGGUGGCAAGAUAAGGAAAACAGAGCAGACAGGGGGAGAGAGGGGACUGGAGGAGGAGAAGGAGGGGCGAGAGGCUGAUAAGGCUAUUGAACAGCUAAUUGUAGGCCAUUUGACAGCUGCUCAGGGGGAUGACUUGAAGGGAAGGGAGGAGGAGGAAGAGGAGGAGGAGGACAAAAAUACAAGGUCAGAGGAGGAUCAAGGGUGGUCCGUGAAGGACGUGGGACCUGGUCGUUUGAGCGAGGAGGAAGGAAAGGAGGACGAAGACGGGCAGGCGGAGGGGAACGAUUUAGAAAGUUUCUUAGACAACGUCAGACCAGGUUCCGCCUCCCAGGUAGACGAUGAGUCUCUGCAGCGCAAAAUAAGAGGCUACUUCCAAAACAUUGACUUGGGUCUCCAAGAUAACGAGAUCCUGCCGCCUCUGAAGGGCUACAAGGCGUACAACACCCAGCUGGCGCGCGCCGGAAAGAAGCAGCACUGGCAGGAGAACCAGUCGAGCAACAAACCCGUCAAGGGGGGCAACUUCAUGGAUGACUUCGAGGAUGAAGGGGAGGAGCUGGAGGAGGAGGUUGAGGAGGAAGAGGAGAGCCUCUCCCACAUGGAGGAGGAGGCGAGAGCCCGCGCAGAGAAACAGGAGGUGCUCCGGCAGCAGGAGGAGGCGGAGCGAGCCAGAGAGGAAGAGCAGAGGCUGGCCGACAUCGCCUCAGACAUGCUGCUGCAGUACAUGGGGAGGAAGCAGCAGUCGUACAUGAAGCCCCGGCAGAAAAGCAGCAUGGGGGCCGCCGGCAACACGGCCGAGGACAAGCGCUCCGAGGAGAUCCUCCCUGACGAAGACGACCUGGACCAGCAAAUGAUUGACAGGCUCAUUGAAAUCAGCAGCAAGCUGCACCUGCCUGCCGACGACGUGAUUGAGAUCAUCAGCGAUGUGGAGGAGAAGAAGAAGAAAAGGAAAGAGCUGCAGCAGCUGCCGAUCAGCAACAACCCCGUCGUCCCGCGCUUCAGGCCUCUGGUGCCUCCACCUCUGGCCGCCCCUCCUAUUUACCACUACACAGCCUCAAAAAACCCCAAGAAAGCCCCUUAUAGGUACAACAAGUCCAACAAGAAGUGGCACAAGGACAAAGUCAAGUCGUACAAGCAGGACUAUUGGUACAAGCCUCAGAAGCAGCUUGACUACUGGUACAAACCCCAGAAACAGUUUUUAGCCUUCCCCUCCUAUCCAUACUACCAAAAGCCAUAUCGCGCCUACUACCCUGUUUAUUUCCCAUACCCCAAACCACAGUAUUAUGGCAAGCCCUCCCCUUCCAGAGACCAGCCCUUCGGCCCCCAGGAACUUGACCUCCAGGCCCCAAGGCGCAGGCACCGGGCAGGGGGUAAGAACCGCGGACAGGGCUGGAGGCAGCAGCCACCACCGCGCCUGCCUCUCACCCCUUAUAUCUCUAACUAUAUCCUUCCUCACCCACGGACCUACCAACCCCUGCCCCCUCCCAAACCAAUAACCACGCCCAGGAGAGGCAGGCGACCCCCGUACUACUAUCCACAAGUCACGCCAGGAGAUGACUAUGAGGAAGACGGGCUGGUGCCUCAGCUGGACAGCGAGGAGGAGCUGGAAAACUUUAUCGAGAGGAUCUACAUGAAGCGCAGAAUGUAUUGAGAGACGUUUUUUGGACACUGUCAGAAUGGAGGGACUGACGGAGGCGGGAUAGAUAUACAGUAGCUGGAGAAAAGCUAAAAACAAGAGGUGAAAAAAAAAAAAAGACUCAGUUGUGUUUUGAGCCGGGUGGAAAUUUGAGGUUCGGGAAGUAUAAAGUGAGAUUUAUGUUGAUUUAAAUCACUGUAUUUCUUUUGUUGAUUUUCUCAGUCAGGGAGAGGAGGAAGAGGUCCCAGUUGAAGCUCCCUGUAACCAUGUUCAGCCUCUUGCUCAGUUUACAUUUUGAAACAGAACAUACCAUGGUGUAUGUCUGCCUCCAUUCAGGUUCAAUCUCUGAUUGCUCUUAUAUUUCGGAGAUUUAUUGAGGACACGCACACACGCACACGCACACACACACACAAACGCACACAUGUACAUCAACACACCUUCACAAGCAGAUGUGCCCAUUGUAAGACAACCAUGUUUACAGCACCACUUUGUAUGUUUUGUUUUAUAUUCUGUAUGUCAUAUUACAAAAACUAGUUCAAUGACUUCUGAGCUAACAUAUAUAUAUAUAUAUAUAUAAAAAACUGCUGUUGUCAAAUGUUGACAGUAUAUUUUUGUUGUAUUUGAUGUGUGUAUUUGCCUUUCUUAUUCCCGAUUGGAUCGACUUUAAACAGCUGCGAUUUGCAAAAGGUGCCAAAUACACACAUUUCAGUUUUUUCAAACUCUAGAUUCAGAUUUUUGCCUUACAAGCACCGUGGUUCUAUAAGGGAAAUAUCAUAUUGCAUAAAACUACCAUCGCAACUGGUCCCAAUGUAGAAACCCUGUGGACUCCAAAAGCACAAACUUAAACACUAAACACUUCCAACGUGGUGGACUAAGGGUUUUCAAUCAUUUUGGGAUGCAGAAGUUAUCCUGUCAACAUAUUUAUGGCAAAUCCACCGUAAUAAGUAUCACCGCCACCAUACGGCACUCCUCCAUGUUUUUCUUAAUGUUCAUCUCCAGUUCAAACACAACUUUUUCCACACUCGGUUGUUUUCGUCAUUUUUCUCGCAUCCUAUCAAGUAUUUCCAGUUUUCCUUCCUGUCAAAAGAAAAAGAAAAAAAAAUACUUGAAAUCACACUUAUCUGUUCUGCAGCCUUCGAAAUACAGAUUUCCACCAAGAGGCUUCUAAUGUUUUGUUCAUUUCCAGGAGACAUUCACUGAAGAGUUUCAGGCUGGGGAGUCAGGGAUUGUGCUUAAAACGUUAAAUGCACGUCUUUCUACUUGCAUCUUAAAAAAUGAACAAAAAAAAGAACAAAAAAAAGAGAAAAAAUAAAACAGUAUGGAGAAUUCAAAAUGGUUGUUUUCUCUGAAUAAACUGUGAACAUAAAAAAAAGAAGAAAUCUCAAAAGGAAGAGGGCCACUGUGUCCGCAGUGAAGCCAUCUGUCUUGUAAAAGGAGAGUGUUGUUGUUGAUGUCACCUUUAGCAUUGUAAGAUGUACAGUGUGAAAUAAAUAUGCCCGUGCAAUGUGUAAAUAACAGCAUGAUGAUUACUAGUUUUGCUAUAUGAUAAAAAAUAAAAGCAAUUAUUUUAUUAAA